UCUCUCGUAACAAUGGAGCGCCCAGGUAGGCCUAUAGGUAAUCAUUGACUCACGUCUGAGGUGCAGCAGGACUGUUCAAUGUUUACUUCUGGAGGACUGCAUGCAAAAUAGUCGUUGAUAAAUUUACGGUGUGGUUCAGAAUUGAUUUUCUUAACAGCCCUACUAUAUUUUGUAACCCCAAGCCCCGGCCUUGAAACAUGAAACAUCCGUAGGACCAAUCCGUCGCUUACAUUAUAAUAAUCCAUCCGUUGAAUACUUCAAAAGAUAUGCAUGCAUGUCUGUAUGAACAUAUACGUUAAAAAAUGGCGUUCAUGAAGAGUGCUAUCCUGGUCUGUGUGACUGCGGUGCUGACGGUGUACCUACCGCAACUCUGGACCAAGGCUCUGCCCAUCAUCACUGCAGGAACUGUACAGCCUGGAUUCGAACCGGUGGCCAAACUCUUCAGGGAGAACUUCGAGAAUGGAGUGGAAUACCCGACAGGUGGUUCAGCAUUCUCGGUGUACUACAAAGGGUCAAAGGUCGUCGACAUCUGGGGAGGGUACGCAGAUAGUGAGGCAGGACGGCCAUGGAAGGAGGACACUUUGACUAUAGUCUUCUCCGCUACGAAAGGCAUGGCUGCCUUGUGCAUGGCCGUUCUGGUGGACAGGGGUCACCUUGACUACGACAAGACCGUGGCUUCCUAUUGGCCAGAAUUUGCCCAGAAUGGCAAGGAAAAAAUCACAGUGCGUACGCUCCUGAACCACAAGGCUGGUUUAUCUGAAAUCGGCGCCAACGUUACUCUACUGGGGGACCAAGAUGCGUUGGGAGAAUUCUUGGCACGGUAUGCCCCUGAAUGGCAGCCGGGUACGGCUCAGAAAUACCAUGCGUUGUCCUUCGGUCUGUACGCCAGCCAGCUCUUGAGACGCGCCGACCCCAAGCACAGGACACUGGGCCAGUUCUUCAAGGAAGAGAUCGCUCAACCAUUUGGCAUUGAUUUUCACAUUGGUCUCCCCUUGGAAUUGUACCACCGCUAUCCGCGUUUGUCCUGGGCCAGCGCUUACAUGUGGUUCAAGGAGGCGAUAACCAGUCGGCUCAUGCGCCAAUUCAUAUGGAAGAGACUGAUGACCGGGAAACUGCAAGCGGUCUUUCAGCCAGUACAGUUCAAUGAACUCAUGGUUCCCGAGAUACUAGCCCUCGAACAGCCGUCGGCCUGGGGAGUAGGAACGGCCCGUGCUCUCGCUAAAGUCUACGGAAUAUUAGCCAAUGGUGGAGCCACGUUGAAAGGUCAAAGGUUACUUUCUGAGGCCAUCAUCAAAAAGGUUAUGGAUGAGGUAAAGGGAACUCCAGUUGGGAUGGAUGGAUCAGCUGUUGCUUUCAACCUAGGAUUCGCUAUUGAAAAGGAUGCCAAACGGUUCGGCCAUCCAGGGUUAGGGGGCAUGCACGGCAUUGCCGACCCUCAACGCAAGCUUGGCUUCGGAUAUGUCUCCAGCUUCCUGUCCACGUACACCACUGGGAGAGACCACCGCUUCCAUCCACUGCUAGAGGAGACUUACAAGUGCAUUGAGAAACUGGAGGCAAAAUAACCGUUUCGUGAAGUUUUGGAAAAGAUGGUUGUGUCGUGUGCUUGGCUACUGUUUGAUGAUCGUUGUUAUUGGUGUUGUGAACAACAGAGUAAACAAACAAUGAGUAAAACACAUCGUCAGAGACACCACGAAGUAAUACCCAAGUGAAGUUGGGUUCGCGCUACGUGAGCGUAUAUUACAGAACCGAGUGAUUUUCGUUUUGAUUAAGUAACAUUCGUCUUUAUUUCACCCGUUUGAAGCUUUUUUUUUUAUUACAAUUGUCUAUAAAUUACAAGACCACACGGAUUAAUUAUAUUCCUGUCAAUUUGUAAUUGUUUUCUCUCUGGAGUCAUUCUAUUUGUUUGUUUUUUUAAGAUAAAUAGUAUUUCCGUAACAGUUGUGUAACUUUCUAAAAACGCAAAUCGCAGUGUUACUUCGUGAAACCAAUAUGUGUCAUUAAGCGGUUUUCACGAAGCAACACUGAAGAGGACUUGGGUGUUACUUCGUGGUGUCGGUGACGAUAUAUCGUUAAAACUAGUAAAAAAAAUUCAAAAGAGAAACUGACAUUAAGAAGGUGUAAACCCUAUGCAAUCUUUUUAAAAGGUUAAAAGUAUAAUUAAAAGUGCAAUGUAAGUGAAUAAUGUUAAAUUUAAGUACAUGUACAAUAAUUAGUAUUGAACCGUCAAAUGGGGUAACUGGUCAUUUUUGAGACAUAUUUAACUACUGCUUUUAUAACAAACCUGGUAAAUUGGAAUCUCCGAAAUAUUUAGAACAUUCAGACUAAAUUCUGCACUUUGGUGUUGUUUGGUUGCACAAAUAGUAUUU
Molecule: messenger RNA, 2366 nt
Organism: Patiria miniata (bat star)
Lineage: Eukaryota; Metazoa; Echinodermata; Asteroidea; Valvatida; Asterinidae
Product: beta-lactamase domain-containing protein 2-like
Exons: 8
Coding region: 303-1562 (419 amino acids)
Source: RefSeq, a predicted model, not a curated record